GGCAAGAACAACCAACCCGGAAGCGAAACGAGGGGGAACUUCCGUUCUUUGUUCUGUCCCCGGUGUGUGGGUCUGUGACAGAGUCCAACAGGGCCUGGUCCGUGUCCGGCCCCCCACAUUUCUCGUCCCUGACCCCCAGGCUUUGGCAUCGACAAAAGUCAGAAUUCCCAGGAACUCGAACAGAAGCUGCUAAAUUGCCAGUAAUUGCUCCUUUGGCCUUCAAAGAAGAAAGGAAAGAAUCAGGCAGUGCUUCCUCAUUCUCCUUCAAAACCUGCUUUCCGCUGAAUCUGCACCUAGGAGACCAGAGAGCACCUUGCCCUUCCCAUGGAAACUCAGGCCGAUCUCGUAUCUCAGGAACCUCAGGCCCUGCUUGAGAGUGCUCUUCCUUCAAAAGUUCCUGCCUUUUCUGACAAGGACAGCCUGGGGGAUGAGAUGUUGGCAGCUGCACUCCUAAAGGCCAAGUCCCAGGAGCUGGUAACAUUUGAGGAUGUAGCUGUGUACUUCAUCCGGAAGGAGUGGAAACGUUUGGAACCUGCUCAGAGGGACCUCUAUAGAGAUGUGAUGCUGGAGAAUUACGGGAAUGUGUUCUCACUGGAUGGUGAGACCAGAACUGAAAAUGAUCAAGCAGUUUCUGAAGACACAAGAUCACAUGGGGUCCUGCUGGGAAGAUUUCAAAAGGAUAUUUCUCAGGGUCUUAAGUUUAAAGAAGCCUAUGAACGAGAGGUCAGUCUAAAGAGGCCGCUGGGGAACUCCCCUGGAGAAAGACUGAACAGGAAAAUGCAAGAUUUUGGCCAAGUGACAGUUGAGAAGCUAACCCCCAUGGGAGAGAGAAGCGAGAAAUACAAUGAUUUUGGGAACAGCUUCACUGUGAAUUCCAACCUUAUCUCGCAUCAGAGACUUCCUGUGGGAGACAGACCCCAUAAGUGUGAUGAAUGUAGCAAGGGCUUUAAUCGAACUUCAGACCUUAUUCAGCAUCAGAGAAUCCACACCGGGGAAAAGCCCUAUGAAUGUAAUGAGUGUGGAAAGGCCUUCAGCCAGAGCUCACACCUUAUUCAGCAUCAGAGAAUACACACUGGGGAGAAACCUUAUGAAUGCAGUGAUUGUGGGAAAACCUUCAGUUGUAGCUCUGCCCUCAUUCUGCAUCGGAGGAUCCACACAGGGGAGAAACCCUAUGAAUGUAAUGAGUGUGGGAAGACCUUCAGCUGGAGUUCCACCCUCACCCACCAUCAGAGAAUCCACACUGGCGAGAAACCCUAUGCCUGUAAUGAAUGUGGGAAGGCCUUCAGCAGGAGCUCCACCCUUAUUCACCAUCAGAGAAUCCACACUGGAGAAAAACCCUAUGAAUGUAAUGAGUGUGGGAAGGCCUUCAGCCAGAGCUCACACCUCUAUCAGCACCAGAGAAUCCACACUGGAGAGAAGCCCUACGAAUGUAUGGAAUGCGGAGGAAAGUUUACCUACAGUUCAGGCCUUAUUCAGCAUCAAAGAAUCCACACCGGGGAGAACCCCUAUGAAUGUAGCGAGUGUGGCAAAGCCUUCAGGUACAGCUCAGCUCUUGUUCGCCAUCAGAGAAUUCACACUGGAGAAAAGCCUUUGAAUGGGAUGGGCAUGAGCAAAAGCUCCCUCAGAGUUACAACUGAGUUAAAUAUCAGAGAGUCCACGUGAAAGAGCCACACACCCAUUUUCCUCACUUCCCCUGAGUCUCAAGAGCUCUUGCCUUAUUCUAUAAAUCUCAACAGCUUAGGAUGUGUCCCUUCCAACUCAGACCUUUCACUUUAGAGAAUGGGGCCGACUGGGCAAAUCAGUGAAUUUUCCCAGAAAUUGCACCAGCCUUGGAAAGUGACGAGGCAGGCAGAUGGCGUGCUGGGAAUAGAAAGCAGCUCUGGGACCAGUCACCCCAUUUAGGAAAGGAGUUUGCACUAAACCCUUUUUUCCUCACAGCAGAGGAACCUUUCCAAGGUGGGGAUGGAAGCACAGUUGGGACAGAAUUCCAUGGAUUCCUUUAGUUGGGAGUCCAUCUAGUCCCCACAGCCAGCAGUGGAAAGGACGCUCUGGGUCCUGUUAUUUGCUAGGGAGGGAAAAGGGAGGCUGUAUUUCAAAGCUACUGUUCCUAGUCCAGCUUUAAGUUUUGAUAAGGGACAUGCUGUUUUGUUUCAUGAUUUCAUUAUGGAAAUUUGUCAUCGAGGGAUUUUUAUAGAGGGUAGAAGAUUCCAGAAACAUCUUCUGUGAUGAUGGUGUCUUUUAAGGCUCUUAGAGCAGCCAGACCAUGUUUCUAAGAGAAACCUGGUGAUAUUGCUGGCAGACCCCACCCCGGCCCAGCCCAGUUGUCAUGGGGCUGACUGGGCAAAUCUAUCCAAGCAGCUAGUAACCGGCUAUGAGGGAAAAGGUCAGAAGCACAUAGCAUUGGCCUCUGAUUCCUGUCCUCUCCUGUCUUCUUUCCACUCCUAUGAUGAAAGUGAUUUUCUCUAAAUGCUUGGUUAAGGAUGCUUUCAAGGACCUUACUCAGCCUGGCUGCCCUGCCCUCUCACCUCUACCAUCUGGCCCCAGUAGCUGGACUGCUCCUGCCUCCAUCUCUUGAUUCUUCAGCAGCUGAAGAUUAAUGCAGAUAAAGAGCAAAGCCCAAAAGGAAGGAAAAAAAAAAGUGAAGCCCAGAGAAGGCAGGCUGUGCCCAAGCCUGGUGGCAGAGCUCCUUGCUGGGUGAGGAUGGUGCUCCCUGAGUUUUCCCAACUGACAGGAUGACCUUCAUUGUUUUCCCAACCCUGCUCAUCCUGUAGCAUAAAUGAAGUGCACUAUUAAACAGAAUAGUUUUUCAGGAGA
Callithrix jacchus (white-tufted-ear marmoset) is the source of this 2814-nucleotide messenger RNA. It is a transcript of the gene ZNF3, whose product is annotated as zinc finger protein 3. NCBI's taxonomy places the organism in Eukaryota, Metazoa, Chordata, Mammalia, Primates, Cebidae. Gene Ontology annotation, biological process: regulation of transcription by RNA polymerase II. Gene Ontology annotation, molecular function: DNA-binding transcription factor activity, RNA polymerase II-specific; RNA polymerase II cis-regulatory region sequence-specific DNA binding. The record is from RefSeq and is a predicted model, not a curated record.